Messenger RNA from Engraulis encrasicolus (European anchovy), 3563 nucleotides. It is a transcript of the gene rab14l, whose product is annotated as RAB14, member RAS oncogene family, like. The transcript is spliced from 8 exons. Gene Ontology annotation, cellular component: Golgi apparatus; phagocytic vesicle; trans-Golgi network. Gene Ontology annotation, molecular function: GTP binding; GTPase activity. Lineage: Eukaryota; Metazoa; Chordata; Actinopteri; Clupeiformes; Engraulidae. Bases 310 to 957 code for a protein of 215 amino acids. The record is from RefSeq and is a predicted model, not a curated record. Gene Ontology annotation, biological process: defense response to bacterium; Golgi to endosome transport; endocytic recycling.
CACCGUUACGCAGACAUUCUUGACUGACACAGUCCAGCUCGACUUACCCAGUCUGAGACGUUUUAUUAGGAUACAGGUAAAGUUUCAAGACGUUAUUGGACCACCUGCCCAUUAGAAUUGAGAAAAUUACGGCACAUUCCUCAUGUAUGUGCCCUUUGUCCCACAAGCCCAUUGUAUACAACAGAGGAAACCCUGUGCAGUAAACGCCGCCAUCUUGGAUAGACAGUUUCUCCAGCACAGGAUAACCUGCAGAUCCCUUUAGAAACCUCAAGACAUUAAGCAUAUAAAAGGCUAAACUCACGAGCCACCAUGGCCACAGCACCGUACAACUACUCCUACAUUUUCAAAUACAUCAUCAUCGGGGAUAUGGGAGUAGGGAAGUCAUGUUUGCUUCACCAGUUCACAGAAAAGAAAUUCAUGGCAGACUGCCCCCACACGAUCGGCGUGGAGUUUGGGACGCGGAUCAUCGAGGUGAGCGGCCAGAAGAUCAAGCUUCAGAUCUGGGACACGGCGGGACAGGAGCGCUUCAGGGCCGUCACCAGGAGCUACUACAGGGGCGCCGCCGGGGCACUCAUGGUCUACGACAUCACCAGGAGAAGCACAUACAACCACCUCAGCAGUUGGCUCACUGAUGCCAGGAAUCUCACCAACCCCAAUACUGUCAUCAUCCUCAUAGGCAACAAAGCAGAUCUAGAGGCACAGAGGGAUGUCACGUACGAGGAAGCCAAGCAGUUCGCAGAGGAGAACGGUCUGCUAUUUCUGGAGGCCAGUGCAAAAACGGGGGAGAACGUGGAGGACGCGUUCCUGGAGGCGGCCAAGAAGAUCUACCAGAACAUCCAGGACGGCAGCCUGGACCUGAACGCGGCCGAGUCGGGCGUGCAGCAUAAGCCCUCGGCACCACAGGGCGGCCGGCUAACCAGCGAGCCCCAGCCGCAGAGGGAGGGCUGCGGAUGCUAAUACUGACCAAUCACAUGCCAGCAUUAGCCCCUCGGAUGGCUAGUGACCAACCAACCAACCAACCAACUGCGUCAUCUCCUUCUCCUUCCUCUUCCUCCUCCCAACAUGACCCGCCCACCUGCCUACCCGUCAACAACAAAGCCAACAAAGCCAGCCAAUCAUCUGUCUGUCCCGUGCACACACGCUCAUACUAUGUAUAUUUUAUAAUGUACGCUCACACUCGGCCAUCGACUCACAGAAAAGCAGUCCUCCUGGAAGACGAAACAAACUCAUCCAAACACAAACACAAACUGCCACGCCCUCCGCACAGUACAGGCCAGAUGCCCCCAGAGGCCUGCUGCUGGGUCGCCAGGGGUAACGCAACGCGGGGAGGCGGAGCAGGGCAUUGGCUCAGGCCAGGUGGGCGGGCGCUAUUUUCAUCACUGACCCCUUCCUCUUCACAGCGCUCCCCCCUUCUCCUCUACCUUUAUCUCUGAUCUCCAUCUCUCUUUCUCUCUGUGUCGUAACACAUCUUGUCCCUCUCCUCCUCCUCCUCUUCCUCCUGGAGCAUCUGUAUAUUUCUCCUCUCCUCCACCUACUCCACUCCAUUCCUCAUCCCACUUACUUAGCACUCAGCAGGGGGGGUACGGCCCGUUGCUAGGGCUACCCUCCCAAAAAAAAAACACAAGUACUACUCUACAGAAACGAGCAAAACAAAACACAUCCAUCCAUCCACCCACCCAAGUUACUGACAGCUAGACAGAAUAGCCAGAAGAGUCGUACAGAAAACAUCAAAGCUCUGUUUUUGUUUUUGUUUUGUUUUUUUUAACAUGUCAUUUUAUAGCUCGAUAUAUAAAUAUACAGCAUACGAAUAUAAUGGCAGCCACACUCGUGUAAAACUCCCCAUGCCAAUGGGAAUCGGACAUCGGUAGAAUCCAAAACUCACCUUUGUAGAAAAAAUAAGGUAGAAGAUGCGAAAACUGGUCACUCUCCAUCUAGACAUCCACCCUCCUAGCCAGCCAACGCCUGCCUGCAUGGCUCACCGCCACCCCCCACUCGCAGCCCCACCCCCAGCACCUACUCCUGGUCUUUUUAAAUGAAGUAUGGAAGAGACUCUUUUGCUGAAUGAUGAAUCACUUUUUUUGAUUUUUUUUUUCGUUGAGUUUGCUUGGUUUUACUCCUCCCGUCCCGUGUGUGUGGAUUGUGAAGACUGAGGUGUGAGUGUGCGUGUCUGCGUGCGUGUGCGCAUAUUUUGAAGACUGAGGUGUGUGUGUGUCUGUGUGUGUGCGUGUUAGUCAUGAGUGAGGCUUAAUGUACUGUGGUGAGGUGGAUGUGGGUGGGUCUUUGGCCAGGUAACAGGAGUGUUAAGACUAGCCCUGGCUACAUCUCAUUAACGUGUCUUAUGACUGUGUGUGUGUGUGUGUGUGUGUGUGUGUGUGUGUGUGUGUGUGUGUGUGUGUGUGUGUGUGUGUGUGUAUCUAUGUGUGUGUGUGUGUGUGUGUGUGUGUGUGUGUGUGUGUGUGUGUGUGUGUGAUGUCAUCUAAAGUGUGUUUGUCUGUCUUGUGUUGAGGGUUAGGGGACUGAGCGGCCGGUCCUCCUGAAUCAGAUUAUGACACUUUAAGCAUGAGGAGUGAGAGGAAGAGAGAAGCAUUUUAUAAAUUAAAGAGUUUGGAGUCUCUCAAUGUUGUUCUCUUUUACACCUGCCCUCAUCUCUCUCUUGCUCUCUCUCUCUCUCUUUUUUUACCCCUCCACCUGUAUCUCUCGUCUCAUCUCUCCCCCACGCCCACCAUAUCAAUAGAUUAUGUCUGUCUUGACCAGCCAUUCUGUUCAUUUUCAUGAUUUGUCAAAUUUUCAUUUGUCUGUUUGUUUGUUUUUGUUGCCUUAUUGUUAUGAUUAUUAAUGUUAAUAUUAUUACUAUUACUGUUUAAUCUUUAUUACUUUAUGCUGCGCUUGCUCUAAAUACUGCUGUGGCAAAUCGGGUGCAUGUGAGUGUGUUCGUAUGUGUGUGUGUCUGAUAAGAAACGCUCUUUUCCAACACUGCUACUAGUCUCCUCAUAGGCAUCCCUGAGUUUCUGUGAGCGAGUGUGUGUAUGCAUGCAUGUGUGUGUGACUGGGGGAGAGAUGGGGUGCAAGUUAAGCAGUGACACACACACACGCACACUCACAGACACACGCACACAAAACACUCGUGUCUCCCAUCUCCUGGCUGUAAAUCUAGGCCUACUAGUCGCUGUUGGAUGGGCUUUGGCUUGUAUAGUAACAGCACUCGUGCAUAACCGCCCCGGCCACUAGGGGUCAGCAGCAAGCAACAGGGCGCUGGUGUGGACAUAAAUGUCUGUCCCCCAACCCCCUGUCCCCCAAAACCUUUCUGUAACAUAUUAUACACGCUAAAGAGAACGAGCCCCCCGAUAUAGCCCCUCCCUCCCUCCUCGGCUGUACAUUUGCCUAAUUAUCUGUUGGUUGAGACGCUAAAACUGGGACGGGGGGGUCCGACGUGACUCCAGCCUCCCGUAGAUUUGUACAGGUGAUGUGUCUUGUAGGAUGCUUGUAAUUUCUUUGCUUGGGGGGGAAAACAAACACAAAUUCUGUAACAUAGUUUCUAUGAAUAAACAUGUGGCCACGCUGUA